Pundamilia nyererei is the source of this 605-nucleotide messenger RNA. It is a transcript of the gene cib3, whose product is annotated as calcium and integrin binding family member 3. NCBI's taxonomy places the organism in Eukaryota, Metazoa, Chordata, Actinopteri, Cichliformes, Cichlidae. Gene Ontology annotation, biological process: calcium ion homeostasis. The transcript has 6 exons. Gene Ontology annotation, molecular function: magnesium ion binding; calcium ion binding. The record is from RefSeq and is a predicted model, not a curated record. The coding region runs from base 1 to 564 and encodes 187 amino acids.
AUGGGAAAUAAACAAACCAUCUUUACGGCACAGCAGCUAGAUGCCUAUCAGGACUGUACAUAUUUCACAAGAAAGGAAAUUCUGAGACUCUUCUACCGCUAUCGGGAUUUGGCACCGCAGCUCGUUCCUCUUGACUACACCAACCACCCAGAUGUGAAGUUACCAUAUGAGCUGAUUGGCAGCAUGCCAGAGCUGAAGGACAACCCGUUUCGACAGAGGAUCGCUGAGGUUUUCUCUGAGGAUGGCGAGGGAAACAUGACACUGGACGACUUCUUGGACAUGUUUUCUGUCCUCAGUGAGAUGGCUCCACGGGACCUCAAGGCCUACUAUGCUUUCAAAAUUUAUGAUUUCAACAACGAUGACUUCAUCUGCAAGUCAGACCUGGAGAAGACGCUGAACAAGCUGACUCGUAACGAGCUGACAGAAGACGAGGUGAGGAUGGUGUGCGAGAAGGUGAUCGAUGAGGCCGACCUGGACAAUGAUGGCCGUCUGUCACUCGAAGAUUUUCAGCACAUGAUCGUUAGAGCUCCGGACUUCCUCAGCACUUUUCAUAUAAGGAUAUAAGCAAAUGAAGCAAUUCUCUACAUUUGCUACCUGGAAUAGCC